Molecule: messenger RNA, 3104 nt
Organism: Melitaea cinxia (Glanville fritillary)
Lineage: Eukaryota; Metazoa; Arthropoda; Insecta; Lepidoptera; Nymphalidae
Gene: nwk
Product: protein nervous wreck
Exons: 18
Coding region: 1-3036 (1011 amino acids)
Biological process (GO): regulation of actin filament polymerization; neuromuscular synaptic transmission
Cellular component (GO): neuromuscular junction; recycling endosome
Molecular function (GO): protein binding
Source: RefSeq, a predicted model, not a curated record
AUGCAACCGCCGCCGAGGAAGAGUAAUUAUACGAAAUUUUUGAAGAAUCUUCAUGCAGAGCAAAUUGCAAAGCUUCAUGCAAAGAAUCAGCAUGAAUGUGAUUUACUUGAAGAUCUCCGCACUUACACCAUCAAACGCUCGGCUAUUGAAAAAUCAUAUUCAGAAGCUUUGCUGAAAAUUUCAUCGGCCUAUUUGAAUAAGAAAAUACCUAAUAUUCCUGAUCUAAAGGUGGAUGGAGCUGAGGAAAAAUGGAAUAUGUGGAACGUCUGGCGUACUGUGCUAGAGGAAAAUGAGAAGCUGGCCCGGGCGAGAUUAGCUGCUGUCGAGGUGUUCCAACAACAGAUCGCCGACGAAGCCAAGAUCUUACGGCAGCAUAAGCUUAAUGUCGCCAAAAAGUGCACCGACUCGCUGGCUCAAGCACACAAAGAACUGCAAUUAACUGUACUGGACGUGGAUAAAACAAAAAAACUGUAUUUCGACGAGGAGCAUACCGCUCACGAUGUAAGAGACAAGGCCAAGGAUAUCGAAGAAAAAUUGAAAAAGAAGAAAGGUUCAUUUUUUCAAUCUAUAACUUCGUUACAAAAGAAUAGUGCGAAGGUUUCAUCUCGUCGAGACCAACUGGAAGAAAAGUCAACUGGUGCGAGAAAUGAUUAUCUUCUGAGUAUUGCCGCUGCGAAUGCGCACCAAAACCGAUACUUUUUGGUUGAAUUACAAACAUGCAUGCAAAGUAUGGAGUCAGCAGUCUACGAAAAAGUUUCUGAAUUUCUCACCUUAAUGGGACGCACUGAACUACUCACUUGUUCAGCAACUCAACACUCCUUUGGAAAGAUCAGAGAUCAAGCUCAACAACUCACCCGUGAAUACAAUCUGCAGUGUCUUUAUCUAUAUUACCCGGUACUCAAACAACACAUUCAGUAUGAAUUUGAGCCCUGCGACAACGAUCCAGUUGAUACGGUUACCAUGGAGCACGAAUCCGUAUCACAAACUUUAGCGCAAGAAGCUCGUAGAUGGGCCACACGAGUUGUCAGAGAGACAGCUCUGGUUCGAGAUGCUACGCGAAAAUUACAUCUUUAUCAAGCGAUGCGUGACGCAGGACAAAAAGUUGAUCCCAACGAUCCUAAUGGUCCAGAACUAGACGUUCGCAUGGAUGAAUUGAGGUCUAAUAUUCGACGUUCAGAAACGUCUAAAGCAAAGUAUGAAGCUAGAUUGGAAUGUCUAAGAGCUAGCGGCGCCGCUGUAGAUGAAUGGUUGAAAGAAAUUGAUUUACUUGCUGUACAAGAAACUUUACCGCGUAGCAGCAGCCUACUGAGUGUUCGUACUGAUGCAUCCGGGGCAGCUGACCAACCAAGUUCUGACUCAUUCUAUGAUAGUGAUAACACCGAAGGAGAGGCGCCAACAACAUCAGCUGUGGCUAGUACCUCCGGAGGUCAUCAGCGAACGAUAUCUGGUUCUCAAAAUGAAGAUGAACAGGAUGAGGAUGUCGAUGCUGCACUGGAAGAAGACCGUAUGCGUAUAGAACAACUAACAGUUGGGUGGGAUGAUCCAACACAGGUUAGCUGGGGUGAAUCAGAAGCUGAAUCUACUCCCCCACAAACUUCAGAACCACCUGCUCCUUCACUAUAUAAGUGCACAGCCUUGUAUUCUUACACUGCUCAAAAUCCAGAUGAAUUGUCGAUAAUUGAAAAUGAACAACUAGAAGUAGUUGGUGAAGGAGAUGGUGAUGGCUGGCUGCGUGCUCGCAACUAUCGUGGAGAAGAAGGCUAUGUGCCACACAACUAUCUCGAUGUCGACAGAGAACAGGCUACUAGUGCCCCAGGUUUGGUUUCGCAAAUAUCUUUCUCAUCUGUGGAUUAUACAGUGGAAGGAGAGGAUGCUGAUGUUGUACAAUCACCUGAUCAAAUAUCGGUUAUAUCUGCUCCUGUCGCUAAGCCUGAAGAAACUAAAGUAGAACCAUCUGUUGAAGCAACUCCGAAAAUUGAACCAGAAAUAAAACCAAAACCUUUACCAACUCUUGGUUACUGUUUCUCUUUAUACGAUUAUGAUGCUGAAGCCUCUGACGAAUUGAAUUUAGAAGAGGGACAGAUUAUACGAAUCGUUUCACGAGAUGCUCAUGGUGUAGACGAUGGUUGGUGGCGUGGUGAGGCCAACGGGGUGAUUGGGAACUUCCCAUCUCUUAUAGUCGAAGAAUGUGAUGAGAACGGUGAUCCUCUUAGUGGCGUCGAAGAUUCCUGGACUCCACCUGACACAGCUCCUCCUGUGUUCGCUUCACCACCCGAAUCGCCAUCCGCGGGUUUCAACGAAGAAAUGAUCUUCAAUGAGAACAACAAUACUAAGAGUGCUGCUCCUCCUGCGAACCCGCCGCCGCCUCCACCGGCCGACAUGGGUGACUCCAUGGACAGUCAACCAGACUUCAGUUUUAAUUUAGAACUUAGUAGGAACCACCAUGAACAAUACGAUACUCAAUUUACAGCCCCACCACCCUCGGCCAUCCCACCCGUCGCCAUAUUUGUCGAUGAGGUUGUCGGUGAAAUGUUUGUGGAGGAGGAGGUGGAGGAGUUGCCACCUGCCCCAAAGCCGAAGCCUGCGCCACCACAAGUUGAAAUCACUAGUGAAGAUUGCGGGCUAGGUGUAGCGCAGAUUGUAAUAACUGCUGCGACACCCAUGAUAGAGGAACCCGAACAGCCUUUCCCACCGCCAGAGGACCAACCCAAACCGGAACCCGAAUCCCAGCACGAGCCACAACCAGAGGAGCCAGAACGUGUUGAGGACAACGAUGACGAGGAAUCAUCUCUGUCCGAGCAGACUGCCGUGUGCUUACGCGAUUCAGAAGAGGGCCACGCCGACUCUGCUCCUCACCCUGCCUCGAGUUCGACGGCAUCCGAGGGAGAGUCGACGGGGGCUUCUGUAGCUUCGGGUCCCCCCACUGCCCCACAGUCCCCACCGGAGGCUCCCCGCGCUGGUCGAGCCUCUAUACCUGACGAGCUUGAACCCGCGCAACUAGCCAGGCUAACUGACCUUAAAGAAUCAAAUGCUUAGGUCUAUCGCUUUCGACUGAACCAAUAUUAAUCUAAAUACAGCCACAAAAUUCCUCAUUCGCCUAAGAA